AUGGAGGAAAUUGCAGGAAGGUAUGAACACCAUUUUUUGAUGAAUAGAAGCACACAAAUAAUCAACGAAGGGAUUUGGGCGAAGCAUUACUCGUCGAAUCAUCAGAUUCUGCUGGUCGGAGAAGGGGAUUUCUCGUUUGCUCUCAGUUUGGCUGUCUCGUUUCGAUCAGGUUUCAACAUCGUAGCUUCUUCUAUCGAUUCUUACGAUGUUGUGCUUAGGAAAUAUAAGAGAGCGAAAAGGAACUUGGAUCAUUUGUCUAGAUUGGGAGUUCAGCUUUUAUACGGAGUUGAUGCAAGAACGAUGAAGCUUCAUGUUGAUCUUCAUAUGCGAAAGUUUGACCGCAUCGUAUACAAUUUCCCGCAUGCCGGUUUUCUCGGAAAAGAAAGCGAUCAUGGAGUCAUCAUGAUACACAGAAAUCUGGUUUGCAGUUUCCUCAAGAAUGCAAGUCGGAUGUUGCGACCAAACGGCGAAGUUCACGUAACCCACAAGACUAAAUACCCGUUCGAUUGUUGGAAUAUCGAAGAACUCGCCUCCCAAAGUUGUUUGACGUUGCUAGAAUGUGUCGAAUUCAAGCUCGGAGAUUAUCCUGGAUACAACAACAAACGGGGAGACGGGUCGAGAUCCGAUGAGCCCUUUCCGUUAGGAAAAUGUUGUACUUUCAAAUUCAUAUUAUCGACAACCAAGAAAUCAACCACUUCAUAUCAUACAAAUCAUCAAGAACCUCUACAAAUCCUGUUGCAGAGACCGAAUGCGAUUCUGCUUAAGAAUAAGGCCCCUGUUAUCGACAGCGGGGAAUGCUUUAGGAUUUUCGUGGAGUAUUUCAAUCAUGCACGAUCGACAUACGGGCAAACUGAUUCCUGUCUAUUGACUUCUGUUUUGAAUCAUCUGAGAUUCGGGUUUCAAAGAUACAUGACCGAAGAUCACGGGAGAUGGUUGAUCGGCUACGUAAAUCUUUUGGGAGAGCUUCGAAGUUUGAGUGAACGGAGGAUCGAAUUCUUGCAAAACCGGUUGCUGGAAGUCGAUCACCGACGUUGCUUGUAG
Cynara cardunculus var. scolymus (artichoke) is the source of this 1041-nucleotide messenger RNA. RefSeq lists its product as uncharacterized. Bases 1 to 1041 code for a protein of 346 amino acids. Gene Ontology annotation, cellular component: cytoplasm. NCBI's taxonomy places the organism in Eukaryota, Viridiplantae, Streptophyta, Magnoliopsida, Asterales, Asteraceae. Gene Ontology annotation, molecular function: rRNA (uridine-N3-)-methyltransferase activity. The record is from RefSeq and is a predicted model, not a curated record. Gene Ontology annotation, biological process: rRNA base methylation. The transcript has 3 exons.